Messenger RNA from Nicotiana tabacum (common tobacco), 4901 nucleotides. The record is from RefSeq and is a predicted model, not a curated record. NCBI's taxonomy places the organism in Eukaryota, Viridiplantae, Streptophyta, Magnoliopsida, Solanales, Solanaceae.
AUUGCGUCAUAAGAAUCUUCAAACCAGAUAGACAAUGUCACACAUAAUCCCCAAACAUUCUAUAAUGGCAGAACAUUGUACUUGCUAGCAGCUAAUUCGGAGUAUUUAGGUUACAAUGUUUCUUUUUUAUAGAACCAAAUUUGCACAAUUUUUUUUAUAGAUAUUCACGGGCUCGAUUGAACCAAAUUUGCGUGGAACAAAUCCAAUAAAUAAAAUCUCUCAAAUUCUCAAUUCAACAUAAUUUUAUCACAUUCGAUUUAUCAUCUAUUUUGUUUAAGAAAAACAGAUUUUCUGCCCAACCCAUGGCCUCUAUUUCCUCCUUUCAUGGAGAACUGUCAGUCGUCGUCAUCAAUGGUACUCUGAAAUGACGGAAAGCUCCCUCCAACAUAGUCCAGAUCAGGGGCAGUUAACGUCAAAUUAGAAAUUUAGGAAAAGUAUCUAAGAAUAAAAUAUUACAAUUACAAUAAUAAUAUAAUAAGGUUGACAGUAUCAUCAUAGAAGCAAAAGCGAGAAGUCCGUUUUCUUCUUUCCUGAGCCAAUCGUUAUUCAACUAUUUUAUGCCAAACAGGAAUUAGGGUUUAUUUCAGUUCAAGAACGAGCGUAUCAGAAACAAAUUAUUUAUUCGAAGACGAAGCCUUGUGGUCAAUUGCUAAAACCCUAAUUCCUGAGUUGAAUUGCUUGCUUCUGGAGCAUAUUUGAUUGGAAUUUGUGCAUCGCGAAGCUCACAUUUACCUCUUGGAUCUCUCUGUUUCAUCGAGAGAUAAUGCUGUACCCACGUACUUGUUGCUAAUUGAUGGAUCCUGAUAGCAAGAGUUUUGGAAGAGGGCCCAGAGAACUUGCAGGUGCUGUGGAUCUUAUCAGUCACUUCAAAUUGUUGCCUCAUCACGAGUUCUUCUGCAAGAGGUCACUUCCGUUGUCUAUUUCAGAUACUCACUAUCUUCACAAUGUGGUGGGAGACACAGAAAUUAGGAAAGGGGAAGGGAUGCAGUUGGAUCAGCUUAUACAGGAAACUUCCUUGUCAAGAGAGACGAGUUCCCGCAUCCAGCCAUUUGACCUAGAUGUUCUUGGAGAAGCUUUUCAACUACGUGAAGCGGCUCCAGUUGUUCUGCCUCCUUCUGAGAAAGGCGUCCCAACUGUAGCUGGAAAAUCUAAAAGUGAGUCGAAAGACAAGGAUAAGAAGCAUAAAAAGCACAAAGAUAAGGACAAGGAGAAGGACAAAGAGCAUAAGAAACACAAACAUCGGCAUAAAGAUCGAAGCAAAGACAAGGAUAAAGAGAAAAAGAGAGAUAAAAGUGGUCAUCAUGAUUCUGGUGCUGAUCAUUCGAAGAAACAUCAUGAGAAGAAAAGGAAGCAUGAUGGAGAGGAUCUUAAUGACGUUCACAAACACAAGAGAAGCAAGCACAAGAGCUCAAAGAUUGAUGAGAUUGGUGCAAUAAAGGUAGCCGGCUGAAAUAUGGCGUGUGGUUCUAUCAUUUGUUUAAUCCUCCGACUUUGCAGUUGAGAAUUUCGAGGGAUCCUUUACUUAGUAUUGUGAAAAAUCUGAGGUACAGAAGUUAGUUUCCUGCUAUAUCCCAUUAAUUGAAGAACUUCAUUGGCAUGCCCUUUUGUUUCAAUCUAUUUUCUUCACAUUAACUGAAGAACUUCAUUGGCAUGCCCUUUUGUUUCAAUCUAUUUUCUUCACAUUAACUGAAGAACUUCAUUGGCAUGCCCUUUUGUUUCAAUCUAUUUUCUUCACAUGGGCAAGAUUGUUCCGUAGAGUUCACAGCUGAUCAGAUGCCACCACAAUUGUUGUGCAUAUGUGACUUUGCUUUAUAUAAUUAAACUUUGUUUUCCUUUUCCAAAAUUACCAACUUAAAAAACAGACUCAUUCAACUAUCUUUUCAAUGUUAAAGAAGCUGCAUAUGCAUCUGAAACAGGUAUACUUUGUGUGCUUUAAUUAGGUAUCUAAUUAGUAUUUCUCUUCCUUAAAAGCCAUAAAAACUAUUCCUUGUCUUUUUAACUGGAUACAUAUUUUUUUUAAGUGCCAAGGAGUAGAUCGUCUCAACAGAUUAAAACGUCAAGAGGUAAAAUAUGGAAGUGGAAAGAGAAAUAUCAGGCUAGUUAUGGCGCAAACUCAACAUGCAUAUUAUCCCAAUGUCUGAUUCUAUACUAAGAUGAGUAUAGAGUAUACAAAUUUGACUACCUUGCCCUACAUGUACGCUGGAGAAUUAAAGGUGAAAGUUGCUGCCAAAGGAUAGUUGGAAAAGGACUGAAGUUUCUUAUCCAUAUUGGAGCGCAGUUGAGAUCAUUUAAACAAGAAAAGCAACACAAGCAAUCAAUGAUGUGCGAUCCCUUAGCUUUUGGUUUUCAUUAUUGUAGAAUAAUCUCUCAUAUGUGGAUUAAAUAUAUUUAAGAUUCUUAGUUAUGUCACUGAACUUUGAUCCACAGAAGAUGUCUUUGACCGUUUAAAAUGGAGUAUACCACUGACCAAGUAUCUCAUGGAAUAAGGAUUUUAUCCAACUUAGAUUAUGAAAGCUUAGGCAGAAUGGCUCUGAGAAUUGGCAAUAUGAUACUUGUUCCUUUUGGACAUAUUCGUAGGUGAGAGGGUAAACUGGAGUUUAAAGCCUUAAAACGGAAGCAAAACUCCGUGAAGGAAUUGCAUGAGCAAAUUGUCUAACUUUUUGCUCAAGCACCUUAGGGUGCAUGACAACAUCAUCUUGAACAACAGGCUUGGUAAAUCUGUUCACUAAUUGGUUGGUAGAGUUAUCAUUAAAAGAAACCUGAUGUAAACCUUGAUUUAAAGAAACCUGAUGUAAACUGAUUCAGCUUUAUAACGUAGCUUCUAGUGCCGCACUUGAUUGAAGUCCUCUCUGAUACGUGCGUUAAUCUUCCCUUCUUUUGUUCUCUAGACAAUAAAAGAGACAAGAACAAUAUCAGAAGGAAAAGGAGAAGAAGGAAAAUAAGGAUAUCAGGAAAUCCAUGUUACCUCAUUGAAUAUUGGAAGUAGGAACUUCACUCCACAUUAAACUUGCAUUGAAUCUCUCAAUGUUAAGACCCUGAAUAUAAUUUACCAACAGUUAAGACUGGUGCUGUGUAACCAGUCUGGCAAGUAUUUUGCUCCUUUUCAGGAUGGUUAAUAGUUGGAUGGACCAUUUCUUAAAUAGAUGGUUAAUGCACUUGUCUAUGUUACAAUAUUCACUUUUUUGGGAUAGAAGGAAGAAGGAGUUUGUUAAGAUUGCAACAAAAGUGAUUGUGGCAGCCUAAAGUGUGAAUUGAGUAUUCCCAGCUACUACUAACAGGCGUAACCCCCCCCCCAAAAUUAUUCUGUAUUUAUCUUUAGAGGUGUGAUAGGGGAAACAAAGAUGGAAUCGGAUGGUAAUGUAGUUAGUUUGUUUUCAGUUAUUGUAGAAAGGCUAAACAAGAGACAAUUAGCUGAAUACUUUAGCAUGUGAUAUUGAACUGUAGGAUGCACUUAGUUUAUUGGAUGUCCCUGAAGGGACUCCAACAAAAUGCACAUAUCGGAUUAAGAAAAGCAGCUUCCUGUCCAGUUUCUGGAAUUUUGUAUUUAAGGCACUCUAGGAAGUUUAAACAAGACAAUGUUUGGAAAUUACUUUGGCAUGUGAAUAUUGAAUGGUUGGAUUUGAUAAAGCAGCUUCAUUUUCAGUUUCUGUACCAUGCUGAACUUUCACCUUUGAACAGGUAUCCGUAGUGAAUAUCUGUAUAUCUGAUCUUAGUGAUGUUAAAGCUUGUUUCUAUAUGUAUGCAACAUAUACCAUUUGAUGGUUAAUGCAUGUUUCACUUCUGAAGUUCAGUCUCUGCACCAUUCUUCACCUUUGAACUGGUAUCCAAAAUGAACAUCUGUAUAUGCGAGCUUACUGGUAUUAUAGCUUAUUACUAUUUACAACAUAUAUAUACCAUUUGAUGCUAAAUGCGUGUUUCUCUUCCUUUGGAAGCACCCCAGAUAUAGAGAAAUUAUCUUUUUGCGUGCAAUCGAAAUGACUUUGCAGUUGUUAUAAGGCUCUAAUUUUGUAACCAAGUCUUUUGAACUUUUUAAUGCCUGGGGUGUGCAUGUGUAAUAUUUGAAUGGUAAGUUUUAGUUUCUCUUUUUGGACAAUCUUUUUUGGAUGGGUUUAUGAGUCUCUAGUUUAUUCAGCAAAUGUUUGUUGAGUAAUUGAAGGGUUUAUGUGGGCGCUUCUGUUUGUGAAAUCCCAAGAGUUAUUCUGCGUGGGACAUUAGCACUGUGUGGAAAUGUUAGUUCAAUGUGUAAUGAAAUGGGGCAUUGGUACUGUGUGGAAAUGUGGUAUUCAUUACAAGCAAGGCAAUUGAAGUAUUAAUAAAAAGUGCCUCUGUAUCCUUUUCAGUGGCGUAUUCUGUUAGUCUGCCCCCCUUUUGAUCGGUGAGCAACACCUUACAAAGGUUUAUUUGACAUGAAUUGCCUUUGGACUAACUAAAGAUUGCCAAGAAGGUGAAUUCACCUGUUGAAGUAGAUUUUAGUGCAUGGUACAACUGUUGAAAAUCACCAGAAUAUGUAAUAUAAAAAACGGACUUCCUUAUAGUUGGUAAUGACACUGAUAACGUUGAUCCCUUCAUUCAGCUUUAGUGACUUACUGCAUGGUGUGUUGUGGUCAUUUGUGUGCUCCCCCUCUUUCAAAGGCUCUAAUCUCCAGGCUUAGUGUUUAACCAGCAGCUUUGGGUAAUAAGAAGAGAAGGUUUGAUGAGUGUUGGUGUGGUCUUUUCUGAUUUGUCCUUCCCAUUGAGCUUGAAGGUGAUCCUUCAUCAGCAGUCAAAGGAUGUCUAUAUGUACAAUGCUAGGAAUUCUGCUCAUCAUGGCUAGAUAUUCUUGUAUAUACUAGGCUAGAAAUGAGAUCAAAUAGUUGUUUGACAUGAAAUCCUGGUAAUAUAUGUAUUCAUAUUUUGCUAAA